Encephalitozoon hellem ATCC 50504 is the source of this 1275-nucleotide messenger RNA. RefSeq names its product signal recognition particle GTPase. The transcript has a single exon. Lineage: Eukaryota; Fungi; Microsporidia; Unikaryonidae. Bases 1 to 1275 code for a protein of 424 amino acids. Gene Ontology annotation, cellular component: endoplasmic reticulum membrane. Gene Ontology annotation, molecular function: GTPase activity; signal recognition particle binding; ATP hydrolysis activity. Gene Ontology annotation, biological process: SRP-dependent cotranslational protein targeting to membrane. The record is from RefSeq and is a predicted model, not a curated record.
AUGGGGUACUUUUGCGUAUUCAACAAAAGAGGCUUAGUUAUUCAUGAAGAAGGAAGAGCACCUGAGCAUCUUAACCAGAUAAUAACGUCUCUGGAUACAUCUAAACUUAUCGGAUCAAGGAAAAUCCGAAAUCAGAUCAUGGAAUAUGAGAUCAGAGGCCCGACUGUAUAUCUGAGCCUAUCAAGAACUCCUAAUCUAAAGGCAACCAUUGAUGAUUAUCUGAGUAAAAAUGAGCAAAGAACAACCGAAAGCAAAAAGAAAUUGGGAAAUGGCGCGAAAGGAAGAAAAUGGGAAGAAGUAGGAAAUGAAGAGGAGCUAGAUUACUCCACAUCUUCAAGCAGAAUAAGCAAUCUUGUUGAAGUCAUCAGGAAAGCAACAGUCCAAAAGGCAUUCGGAUUAUUUAGAGACAAAAUACAGGUAAGCGAGCUUAAGGACAGGAUGACCACACAUUUAAUAGGUAAGAAUGUGAGCUAUCAAAUAACCAAAACACUUGUGGAGAAUAUCACGAUGGAGUUGGAAGAGGAGGGAUUAGAAAGUGUUUCUGAAAAAAUAUUUAAAGAGAAGAUGUCAGGAGUUCUUAGUAGGCUUAUUCCAUCAGUAGAUCACGAGAAGAUGCUUGAUAGAAUAAAAAAGCACAAAGGUGUGUUUUCUAUUUGUUUUGUGGGGGUUAAUGGAGUUGGAAAAAGCACAUCAUUGGCUAAGAUAUGCUAUUGGCUACUACAAAACAAACUCAAGGUAUAUAUAGCUGCAUGCGAUACAUUUAGGGCAGGAGCUAUCGAACAACUCAAGAUUCAUGUGGAAAGAUUCAAACUUGGGGGCCAUCUGGUUGGGUUCUACGAAAAGGGAUAUGGAAAAGAUGAUGCAUCUGUGGCAAGAUGUGCCAUCCAGGAAGCCCAGCACGAAGGAUAUGACGUUAUUCUGAUUGAUACAGCAGGGAGAAUGCACAACAAAAAGAAUCUAAUGGCAUCUCUUACUAAGCUGAUAAGGAUCAAUGGUCCCGACCAUAUCAUAUAUGUAGGAGAGGCCUUAGUUGGAUCCGACAGCUUGGACCAUAUUAGGGAGUUUAACAAGGCUAUUGGGGAUGCGGGCCAGUCAAAAAGAAUUGACAGUAUACUUCUUACUAAAGUUGAUACAGUAGAUAACAAAAUAGGGCAGAUUUUGAACAUGGCCUUUUCUUCUCACGCACCCAUCUUGUUCCUAGGUGUUGGGCAAUCAAACUCAGAUUUGUCAAGCAUAGGAUCAGAAGAUAUUGUGAACAGCCUCAUGUCCUCUUGA